GCGUUUCGGUAUCAGGGGUUUCCUAAAAGUUUCUUUCAGAUCAGGAGGUGCCGCGACACCGCAUGGGCAACGGCCUGCUUUUUUCGUUUUUCGGGCGGCAACGAAGACGCCGCGUCGGAGCGACUAUUUCCAGUCAGGCACUGAGCAGGACAGCCCCGGCCGUGUGGGCGGGGCCAGGAGAGAGCAAGAUGGCAGCCUCCUUGUGGCUGCCCAAGUGCUGCAGAGGAACAGCCCAGUUGCUAGGCAGGCAUGUCGCGCGAGGGGCUCUGGGCUCUGCCCCGCAUGUGGGGGGCUGGAAAUUUCUCCACAGGACCCUGGAGCUGUUGGGUACUCCUGGUAUUAAAAUCCUUAUGCCUGCACUGUCGCCUACAAUGGAAGAAGGGAAUAUCGUGAAAUGGUUGAAGAAGGAAGGAGAAACUGUAAAUGUUGGUGACGCAUUAUGUGAAAUUGAAACGGAUAAAGCAGUGGUUACUAUGGAAUCAAGUGAUGAUGGCAUAUUUGCUAAAAUAAUGGUAGAGGAAGGAAGUAAAAAUGUGCGUUUAGGUUCAUUGAUUGCUUUGCUGGUAGAAGAAGGGCAAGACUGGAAGCAAGUUGAAAUACCAAGUGACAUUAGUGAAGCACCUUCCUUGUCUGUGCCAGCAGCAGCAAAAACAACUCCUACAGCUGUUGUAUCAUCUGUGCAUAAAACAGAACUCCACCCUGGAAAACUACAGUUUCGCUUAAGUCCUGCUGCUCGAAACAUUCUGGAGUCACAUGGACUUGAUGCAAGCCAUUGCACACCCUCAGGUCCUCGAGGAAUUUUCACUAAAGAGGAUGCCCUCAUGCUUUUGGAGCAGAAGCAGAAGGGGAAGCCUAUAGACACAAAGCCAGUAGCUUCUGCAGUUCUUCCACAACAAGCUGAAGUGCCUUCAACCCCACCAAGUGUGCCUGUUCCUCUUUCACAACCUCUGGUUCCAUCUGUUUCCAUGUCAGGGCGGCCAGCUUCCAUGGGCACAUUCACUGAAGUCCCUGCCAGCAACAUUAGAAGAGUUAUUGCUAAGAGAUUAACAGAAUCUAAAACUACUGUACCUCAUGCAUAUGCAACGACUGAUUGUGACCUUGGUGCUAUUUUGAAGCUAAGACAAGAGCUGGCAAAAGAUGAUAUUAAAGUUUCAGUAAAUGACUUCAUUAUCAAAGCAACAGCAGUUGCCCUCAAGCAAAUGCCAGAUGUGAAUGUGACCUGGGAUGGUGAGGGCCCCCGGCAGCUGCAAUCUAUAGACAUCUCUAUUGCUGUGGCAACAGACCGAGGUCUCAUUACACCAAUCAUAAAAAAUGCCGCAGCCAAGGGAGUUCAGGAAAUUGCUGCUUUGGCAAAGGCACUAGCAAAGAAAGCAAGAGAUGGAAAAUUAUUACCAGAAGAAUACCAGGGAGGAUCUUUUAGCAUUUCAAAUCUAGGCAUGUUUGGCAUCAGUAGCUUCAUUGCUGUCAUAAAUCCUCCCCAAGCCUGCAUCUUGGCUGUGGGACGAAGCCGGCCAGAAUUGGCACUUGUGGUGGACGAGGAAGGGAAUGAGAAACUUCAGCAACAUCAGCUCAUGACCAUUACUCUGUCAAGCGAUGGACGAAUGGUAGAUGAUGAACUUGCUUCAAAAUUUCUCGAGAGGCUUAAGGCUAAUUUGGAGAACCCAGCCCGUCUUGCAUUGGGUUAAAAUGUCCAAGAUUUGGUCCUUGUCUUGGAAACUGGACUACAGAACUACGGUAACGAGCCACAAAAGAUAGUGAGACUUGUGUGAGAUAGACAAUUAAACUGCUUAUUUAUUUGAAUUGACUUGAAAGACAUCUAGAGGUUUACAUCUCCUGGUUUUUAUAUGCUGAAGACAUAUUUAAUCUGUAAAAGAGGACAUUUGCACAAUAUGCUGUCAUAUAUAGUGUGGUCAUAUCUGAUGUGUAUAUUGAUGUAAAGAACUGUAAACGGGAACAAAAUUCUCCUUUUCUUCAGGGCUAAACCUUUCCUCCCCAGAACAAAUACUCAAGAUAUUAUGUCUAGCCAGCCUUAGAAGUCAUUACUUAGUUGGGCUGUGUCAGUGAUACUGUUGUUUAAAAGAGAGAGUAUUGCUAAAACUAGGAUUCAAAUAUGAGAGUCUGGGAAGUUCAGAAGGAAUCCUUUAUGGUGGUUUUUUGCAUACCAUAUAUGUAACAGCUUUAAUGAUGUUAAAUUGUUAUAAAAAGUACAUUGUAUGCUAGAAUUAAGAACAAAUAGAAGUGAGGGAACUUGAGGGAAUGCAUAUAAAUAACUACUUCAUAACAGCUCAAUGACUUGAAUGCUCAUGGAUAUUGGCUUUAAAAUAUACAUUGUAUUAAAAACAAACACGUUUAAAAUUCAAA
Molecule: messenger RNA, 2361 nt
Organism: Pogona vitticeps (central bearded dragon)
Lineage: Eukaryota; Metazoa; Chordata; Lepidosauria; Squamata; Agamidae
Gene: PDHX
Product: pyruvate dehydrogenase complex component X
Biological process (GO): pyruvate decarboxylation to acetyl-CoA
Cellular component (GO): pyruvate dehydrogenase complex; mitochondrion
Molecular function (GO): acyltransferase activity
Source: RefSeq, a predicted model, not a curated record